Molecule: messenger RNA, 660 nt
Organism: Aspergillus terreus NIH2624
Lineage: Eukaryota; Fungi; Ascomycota; Eurotiomycetes; Eurotiales; Aspergillaceae
Exons: 1
Coding region: 1-660 (219 amino acids)
Source: RefSeq, a predicted model, not a curated record
AUGGCUUCGAGCGGCCCAGGCUAUGCGGAGCCCACCAUUUUAACUCAAAUACGGUUGGGAAAAUUGGUGUAUUGCAAGGAGUGCGGCGGUUUUCGCCCCCCUGGUCAACAUGCUCACUCUCGCCGACAGAUCAGACCCGCACCACGGCCUUCUACCGUUACUCAUAACUCGACUACAAAUUCGGAACCACCACGGAGCGGACGCGCAAGGCAUAGUCAACCACCGGUUGAACUGGACGCGCAGGAGCAGGAAAAUCGCGACGUCGAUCCACGCGAGCUACCAGCAAGUCCGGUACCCAUGACCCAUCAAGGAGCAAACGAUGAGUCGUCGCGUUCUACCACCGGAGCGGAUGGUCCUGUCGCGAGCGAUGAAGACAUUGGUCGACUAGAUGGGACACAGGGGGACAGCAGGGGACCAACUCCUCCCCCUGCCGCCGGCUUGAUGCAACCAACACCCGCUGAACUUCCCCAGCCUCCCGUAACCACCGGAAGACAGCAAAGCCCAUCUGGGCGUAGAUAUUAUGUUGAGAGGCAGCCAAGGGACCGGAAUUCAGAGCAACGACUUGUCCAUCAACACCCACAGUCCCGGCAGCAAAAUGGUGCACAACAAGUGGAGGUGACCACGGGGCAUCAAAUUUGGAUAUUAAAUCAGCCGCGGUGA